Fusarium coffeatum is the source of this 2493-nucleotide messenger RNA. RefSeq lists its product as uncharacterized. Gene Ontology annotation, biological process: deadenylation-dependent decapping of nuclear-transcribed mRNA; nuclear-transcribed mRNA catabolic process, nonsense-mediated decay. Gene Ontology annotation, molecular function: 5'-(N(7)-methylguanosine 5'-triphospho)-[mRNA] hydrolase activity; RNA binding; manganese ion binding. The record is from RefSeq and is a predicted model, not a curated record. Gene Ontology annotation, cellular component: cytoplasm; P-body. Lineage: Eukaryota; Fungi; Ascomycota; Sordariomycetes; Hypocreales; Nectriaceae. The transcript has 2 exons. The coding region runs from base 1 to 2493 and encodes 830 amino acids.
AUGUCUGGAACACAAAUGCAGUUAGAGGAUUGGCUGGACGAUCUCUGCGUCCGCUUCAUCAUCAACCUUCCCCAGGAGGAUCUCUCCUCCGUUGCUCGAAUAUGCUUCCAGGUCGAGGAAGCUCAGUGGUUCUACGAGGAUUUCAUUCGUCCUCUGGACCCGACUCUGCCGUCCAUGACGCUACGUACUUUUUGUCUUCGAAUUUUCCAGCAUUGCCCCUUAUUGGCCAAUUUUUCCGUUGAGAACCAUACCAAAGCGUUUGAGGAAUUUCUAGAGUACAAAACUCGCGUCCCAGUGCGAGGCGCUAUUAUGCUGAACGAGGCCAUGGACUCGACAGUCCUGGUCAAGGGGUGGAAGAAAGGCGCCAACUGGAGUUUUCCGCGAGGAAAGAUUAACAAGGACGAAGACGAUCUGGAUUGCGCUAUUCGGGAAGUCUAUGAAGAGACCGGCCUGGAUCUUCGAGCUGCCGGCUUAGUACCGACCGAACACAAACCCAAGUACAUUGAGAUUUCGAUGCGCGAACAGCAUAUGAGGCUUUACGUAUUUCGUGAUGUUCCAAUGGACACAGUAUUUGAACCAAAAACCCGCAAGGAAAUCAGCAAAAUUCAAUGGUACAAACUAUCAGAAUUGCCAGCUUUCCGUCGCAAAAAUGGCCAGUCAAACGAUGCGAUUGCUACUCCCAACGCCAACAAGUUUUAUAUGGUUGCCCCUUUUUUGGUGCCCUUGAAGAAAUGGGUUACGUCGCAGAAAAAGAUGGAAGCACGAAGAGCAGCGACAGGCCCCCACGCUUAUGGGCCUAUCACCGAAGCGCCGUAUGAGGAUGAAGCCUGGAAAACGGACAACGGUGCCGAAACUACGGACCAGGGGCCAGCAAUCGAGACACUUGCUGGCGCGACACAGGAACUGCAGCGAUUGUUGAAGGUCCAGCCUCCGACCCAAGGUUUGCAAGGCGCUCCUGCCCCUGUCCAACAAGAUAAGGGCAGUGCCUUACUUUCCAUUCUCCAAGCAAAGGAUGGUCCCUCAGGUGGUCUGCCUCAGCCUGGCGUUCAAUAUGCGCAUACUCCUCUGGAUCUAACAGCCCAGACAGCACCUCAGCCUCAUACACCACACCACCACAAUUACCCCCAGUUGUCGUCUGUCGGUACUCAACAACCCCCGCCACCAUUUCCCUAUCCGCCGAACCAAUCUGCUCAGUGGAGCGUUGCUCCUGGACAGCCGGCCUGCAACCAUCCUCAGUAUAACGAUCAAUACUCCAUGCAAGAAGGCCAAUACAAAAGUAACCAGGCCCCGUUAGUUCAUCCCCAGCCCCUACCCCCUCAGGUAGAAAGAGCUGUCUUCAACAGGAGCGUGUUCCAAGACGUCAACCAAACCAAUUACAAUUCUGUGCCUGGCCAAUUCAUCAAUCAACAGCAAACACAAUAUGGACAGACCAGUCAGAUGCCCCCACAGGCUCUCAAUCCAAAUGGGCAGCCAAGGCAACAGCAGCAGCUCAAUGGCCAGUCGAUGGCUCUCCUAAAUGCGUUCAAGGGCGGCAAUGGAGGGUUACAGUCUCAGCACACGCCAUUCUCUCCUGGCUUUCCAGCACAGAACCAAAGUUCUACACACAACAGCAUUGGUGGGAACCAAGCACAACAACAAGUGCCUCUUCCGAGCGCUCCACAGACAGGGGCAGUUGCUGGAAGUCAAGAACGUACUGGGCCAAGUCCUAAAGAGCUACCGGGUUCAAAGGUGGGACCUCCUGCAGACAACCACCGCUCGGCCUUGUUGGGUAUGUUCCGUAAGGAUGACCAAAACCAGCGUCCUUCUCGAUCGCCUCAAAUUACUGCACAAGCUGCUCCGGGCAGUAUGAUGAGCGAACUUAUGCGAUCUGCUGGGGGAGACAAUGCGAGGACUCCAAUCUCUUCGCAAGUCAAUACAGACACUAACCUUCCCGUGUCUUUGGAGAGUCUAUCCCUACACUCACGACCUGAUCAAACUGGUACGCCCAACUCUCAAGGAAGGAUGGAUUUUGCGCAGUAUGGCGCUCAGGCACAUGGACCAGCCGCCUCGCAGUCUACUCAACCUAUUCGAAUUCUCCAACGAGGACAAGCAGAUCAGCUCCUUGGUGUCAGCGGCGCGUCGGCGUCUCCCCAAGCUUCUUUUACUUCCCCAAGUGGAUUGUCUGCCCACCUACAGCUUGCAGGUGGUGGUGUCAGCCCCAGCAUUGCUCAAGCAUUUCCUGCCCAGAAUCGACGUCGCGAAUCUGGCCCCGCCCAAAAGCGAGAGCUACUUUCACUUUUUGGGAAACAGCCAUCUCCUGCUAGUUUGGAGGCAGCCAAGGGCAAGGAGGCCAUUGCCGGAACGCCCAGGUCUCGUCUUGCUUCUUUGGCUUCUGGCGUGGAGGAUCCUGCUGGUCCACCGUCUCGCCGCGGUAGCCAAACGCCUAUCUCACCUGCUGAGCGCACCUUUUUGCUGGAUUAUUUGCAGUCCGUCACAAAAAAUGCCAAUCAUUGA